AUGUCCAUGAUGACUCCUAUCGAUGAGAAACCACCUGGCGUGGAGCGUAUCGAAGACAUAAUGGUGCACAACACCCCGACCCAAGAGGAGGAAGAAUUCACGCCGGAAGAACAGAGGAAGAUCAUUCGGCGCAUUGAUCUUCGUCUUGUUACAAUGACUGGACUGGCUUACUGUAUUUCCCUCAUGGAUCGGACGAAUUUGAGUAUGGCUGCCAUUGCCGGUUUGACGACAGAAUUAGACUUGGAACAUGAUAAUCGCUAUUCUAUCGCCGUGUUGAUGUUCUUCGUGCCAUAUGUCCUCUUCCAGCCGCCGAUGACGAUUUUGAUUCGAAAAAUUGGUCCGACUAUUUUCCUGUCGACGAUUAUUAUGACUUGGGCUGUGACCUUGAUUGGAACGGGUUUCGCGAAGGACUUUGGGCAACUGGUCGGGCUACGAGUUUUGCUGGGUGUUUUGGAGGCAGGGUACUUCCCAGGAUGCGUAUACCUGCUUUCUUGCUGGUAUACUCGGUAUGACGUCCAGAAGCGAUUCUCUGUCUUUUAUUUGAUCGGAUGUGUUGCAUCUGCGCUUUCGGGUAUCUUGGCAUUUGGUUUGAUGCAAUUGAAUGGCCAACAUGGCUUGUCAGGCUGGCGGUGGAUCUUCAUCCUGGAAGGAGUGAUCAGUGGAGCCAUCGGAAUCCUCUGCUACAUCUUCCUCGUCGAUUUCCCCGACCGUGCAUCCAAAUCCUGGAAGUUUCUAAAUGAGGCCGAGUGUGCCUUUAUCGUCCGUCGCAUUGAAAAUGACCGCAAGGAUGGCCACCUGGAGGCGUUCUCGCUCAAGAAGUUCCUCAAGCCGGCAUUGGAUCCGAAGAUUUGGGCAUUUGCUAUGAUCUUCUUUUGUCUCACCACUGUCACCUACGCCAUCGCUUAUUUCCUGCCCAUUAUUCUCCGGUCCGGCAUGGGCUUCGACAUUGGCCAGUCACAAUGCCUGGUCGCGCCUCCGUACGUUUUCGCAGGCAUCGUCAUGUACACUGGCGCGUGGAUUGGCGACAAAUACCACAUGCGUGGACCGAUCCUGAUCGCCAACGCGCUGCUGUGCAUUAUCGGACUCCCGAUGAUGGGCUUCGCUAAGGGUAACGCCACCCGUUAUGCCGGAGUCUUCUUGACGGUCGCUGGAGCGAACGCGAACAUCCCCUCAUGCAUGGCGUACCAGGCAAACAAUGUGCGAGGACAGUGGACGCGUGCAUUCUCCAGCGCCACCCUGGUGGGCUUUGGUGGGCUGGGUGGAAUUGCGAGCAGUUUAGUUUUCCGCGACAAGGAUGCGCCAGAGUACCGACCGGGAAUGUAUGCGGCUCUUGCGUGUAACAUCUUGAUCAUUCUGAUUGUCUGCGCUAUGAGUGUAUGGCUCCGGUUCUGCAAUCGGCAGGCCGAUCGAGGCAAGCGGGUCAUUGAGGGUGAACCCUCAUUCCGGUAUACCAUCUGA
Molecule: messenger RNA, 1458 nt
Organism: Penicillium pulvis
Lineage: Eukaryota; Fungi; Ascomycota; Eurotiomycetes; Eurotiales; Aspergillaceae
Product: putative phthalate transporter
Exons: 8
Coding region: 1-1458 (485 amino acids)
Biological process (GO): transmembrane transport
Cellular component (GO): membrane
Molecular function (GO): transmembrane transporter activity
Source: RefSeq, a predicted model, not a curated record